GGCUUGCGUGAGCUCCGUGGCAUCAUUUCAGCCCGUGGAGGCUGCAGAAUGAAGGGAGACCUUGAGGAGGUCGGUGUGAUGCUCAGCUUCUGCCGGACCCCAGGGUUGCCCUGCUGACAUUCCAACCUCUCCUCAUCCAUCGCUGCUCCUCCCGACCCGUUCCCACCUCUGCUGGUUCUGCUGGUGAUUCCUCAGCCCUUCUGGUUCUGCUGGUGAUUCCUCAGCCUUUCAGUUCAGCCUCAAAUCUCCGUGAUGAAGGCUGAGGAAGACCGCAGGUCUUAAGUGAGCAGCCGAGCACAGGUGGGUCCGGUGGGCCCAGUUUGUGCUUUAUACUGGUGAAACCACCCCCCCCAGCCCGAUGCCGACGGAUCGGAACCGACUCCUUCCAGCCCACAUUCAGAACCAGACUCCAGCUUCCAUCAAGGAGGAGAGGACUCGGAUUGGGGUGGAUCCGGGAUCCCGAAGGAUCCGCCCAAGGGGAGGGGUCCAAGGAGGGAAGGGCUCAUCGCAGCUCUGGCAAAUUCGCCUUUGGGAGCCGUCGGCCUUAACGCCUCUCUGAAACUUUUCCACUCAGCUCUUUGGGUUUGGAAAGGCCCUUUGCCCCCCUCCCUCCCUCCCAAGAUGGGGUUCUCCAUAUGGAACAGCUCUCCCUCUUCCCUGCGGCGGGGACAGCGAUGCUAGAAGCGCGGUCUGGAUGCAGUGGGUGUGUUUGCAGGCCGGCGGCCAUGAAGCACUGUUACUACAACGAGUCGGUGGGUUUCUUCUACAACAACAGCCGGAAGGAGCUCACCACCUACUGGAGGACCAAAGAUGUCCUGGUGGUGGCCCUGGGUCUCACUGUCAGCAUCAUCGUCCUCCUCACCAACCUCCUGGUCAUCGCCGCCAUCAUCAUCAACCGCCGCUUCCAUUACCCCAUCUAUUACCUCCUGGGCAACCUGGCAGCCGCCGACCUCUUUGCUGGCAUUGCUUACAUGUUCCUCAUGUUCCACACGGGGCCGAGGACGGCCGAACUCUCCCUGAAGACCUGGUUUAUCCGGCAGAGCCUCCUGGACACCAGUCUGACCGCUUCGGUGGUCAACCUCUUGGCCAUCGCGGUGGAGAGGCACCAGACGGUGCUGACCAUGCAGCUCCACAGCAAGAUGUCCAACCAACGCGUCAUGAUCCUCAUCUUCUGCAUCUGGGCCACGGCUCUGCUGCUGGGGUUGAUCCCAUCCUACGGUUGGCACUGCCUGUGCGCCCUGGAGGAGUGCUCCAGCAUGGCCCCGCUCUACAGCCGCAGCUACCUGACCUUCUGGGCCAUCUCCAACCUCCUCGUCUUCCUCCUCAUGGCGGUGGUCUACGCCCACAUCUUCAUCUACGUCAAGAGGAAGAUGGGGCGGAUGUCGGCGCACACCUCCUUCCACCCGCGCUACAGGGAGACCGUGGUCGGCCUCGUCAAGACGGUCACCAUCAUCCUCGGUGCCUUCCUGAUCUGUUGGACCCCCGGGCAGGUGGUGCUGCUGUUGGACGGGUUGGGUUGUAAGAGCUGCAACGUUUUGGCCGUGGAGAAAUACGUCCUCCUGUUGGCUGAGAUCAACUCCUUGAUCAACGCCAUCGUUUAUUCCUAUCGGGACAACGAGAUGAGGAGCACCUUCCGGAGGAUCCUCUGCUCCAUCUGCUAUCGGAAUCCCAAAUACACCCCCACGGCUGUGAAACCCAACGGGGCUGACCGUGGGUCGCUGUCACUCAAUGGGCAUUUCACGGUGGAUUCCUCCAUUUGAGACGUUGGGGCCGCGCUCGUUUUCUGACCGUGGGAACGGAGGGGGAAUCCCUCCGGUGGGAGACAUUGCACUGCGGGGUGAGGAUCCCCAUAAACACCCCUCAAAGGAUGCUUUUAUAAGGGACCACCGCGCGGUUUGUUAAUUAGCGUGCUUAAUUAAAGGCUGUUUCUAAAGCUGCGUUGAUUUCUACAGGUGAGCUGCAGCUCUCUGUAUUAUUAUUAUUGUUUUUUUGCGG
Lagopus muta (rock ptarmigan) is the source of this 1995-nucleotide messenger RNA. RefSeq names its product lysophosphatidic acid receptor 2 (gene LPAR2). Gene Ontology annotation, molecular function: lysophosphatidic acid receptor activity. Lineage: Eukaryota; Metazoa; Chordata; Aves; Galliformes; Phasianidae. Gene Ontology annotation, cellular component: membrane. Bases 636 to 1760 code for a protein of 374 amino acids. The record is from RefSeq and is a predicted model, not a curated record. Gene Ontology annotation, biological process: G protein-coupled receptor signaling pathway. The transcript has 3 exons.